This is a messenger RNA of Brenthis ino (lesser marbled fritillary), 1959 nucleotides long. Lineage: Eukaryota; Metazoa; Arthropoda; Insecta; Lepidoptera; Nymphalidae. The record is from the annotation of a GenBank genome assembly.
AUGCUAUUGAGAUCUGUAAUAUUGGACGAUAUGUGCAUGAAUGUUUAUAAUUUACAUCUACCAGAGAUUGGUGUAGUAGCUUCGAUAUCGACGGAUCCGCUCUCGGUCGGCGCACGAGCCGCGGCGGAUCGGGGGCCGCGGGCUCGAGUUGACGUCAUGCUCAUCGCUUUCAACCAAUCAGCCAACCUGUCUGACCUGGCGCUCGGCCCCGACCUUCCAGCCAGCCCUUUUAGCCUCGCCCAGAAAAUCGUCAUCGCAAUCAUCGCCAGCGUCCUCUCAGUUCUCACCGUUGUUGGCAACUCUAUGGUCAUGAUAAGCUUCAAAAUAGACAAACAACUCCAAACGAUAAGCAACUACUUCCUAUUCUCCUUGGCCGUCGCAGAUUUCGCCGUCGGCUUGAUAUCUAUGCCGCUGUUCGCCAUGUUCACCAUAUACGGUUAUUGGCCACUCGGGCCGCAUGUGUGCGACACCUGGCUAGCGUUGGAUUAUUUAGCUUCCAACGCGUCGGUACUCAAUCUCCUAAUUAUAAGUUUUGAUAGGUAUUUUAGUGUGACACGCCCGUUAACGUAUAGGGCUAAGAGGACUACACGUCGUGCGACAGUCAUGAUCGGUGGAGCGUGGGGGUUCAGUUUAGUUUUGUGGCCCCCUUGGAUUUACGCGUGGCCGUAUAUAGACGGCGAGAGGAAAGUGCCCCCUCACGAGUGCUAUAUCCAGUUCAUAGAGACUAAUCAGUUUAUUACUUUCGGGACGGCCAUUGCUGCGUUUUAUGUGCCAGUGACAGUUAUGUGUAUAUUAUACUACAAGAUAUGGAGGGAAACGAAGAAAAGGCAGAAGGAUCUGCCUAAUCUUCAAGGAGGGAAGAAGCACGAUUCGUCUAAAAGAUCUAAUUCAAGUGACGAGACACGAGAAGUGGAUGGAAGAGCGAGAUCAGAAUCUGGGGAUGCUGAUUCCGUGUACCAUGUUCGAGGAGCCUUGACAGACACCCGUUGGAGAGAAAACCAGACUGCAUCGUCUCGUCGUCAGAAGCGCGGUUGGGCGGCUGUCAGGGCGUGGUGUGUCGCGUGGUGGCACUCGGGGAGAGAAGAUCUGGAAGAUACAGAGCCUGAAGAGGAACCAUCUGACCCUGGUUAUGCUACUCCAGUGUCUGUGGAAACACCACUACAGAGCUCAGUGUCCAGAUGCACUUCGCUAAAUGUCAUCAGGGACCCAUACGCAGGGCGUGGUGGUUCAGGAGGCUCGAGUGUUGCAGACGGAGGGACAUCCCCUCUUCGCCGCAACUAUGACCCACCUGUGCCAAUACCCGCGGCGCGGGACAGCCGGUCGUUGCCCCCAAAUACUAAAAUAAAUGCUACUACCUCGCCAGCACCAAAAUCUGCAUCUGCAGAUUCUGUUUACACAAUUCUCAUUCGAUUACCUGACGCUGAUACAGAGCGACCUAGUAUAAAAAUGAUCACCGAAGAAUCUCCCCCAGCAAACACUAGACCACAUUACCGACCAGCCAGAGGGGACUCUGAGCUGAAUCUGCAUCCAGCAGCCCACCCAGCUUUAACGAGGCGGACGUCGCAUAUACAGGAUGUUCGAAUUCCUCUAAACGCAAAAAUAAUUCCUAAGCAAUUAGCAAGCAAAGGCAUCACAUCGAAACAGCCAAAGAAAAAGAAAACUCAGGAGAAAAAGCAGGAAACGAAAGCGGCGAAAACUCUUUCCGCCAUCCUCCUAUCUUUCAUCAUCACUUGGUUGCCUUACAAUAUCCUCGUGUUGUUGAAACCUCUCACAGCUUGCGCCAGAUGCAUUCCAGACGAGUUGUGGUCAUUUUUUUAUGCUCUAUGUUACAUAAACUCAACUAUAAACCCUGUUUGCUACGCUCUAUGCAAUGCGACGUUCAGGAGAACGUAUGUUAGGAUUUUAACCUGUAAGUGGCAUAACAGAAAUAGAGAAGCUAUGACUAGAGGAGUGUACAAU